Molecule: messenger RNA, 336 nt
Organism: Rotaria sordida
Lineage: Eukaryota; Metazoa; Rotifera; Eurotatoria; Philodinida; Philodinidae
Source: the annotation of a GenBank genome assembly
AUGUUUGAAUAUUGUUAUCCACGUCUUGAUGCAAAUGUAACAAAAGGAAUGAAUCAUUUACUUAAAUCUCCAUUUACUGUUCAUCCAAAAACAGAUCGUAUAUCAAUACCAAUUAAUUUAAAUUCAUUAACAUAUUUUGGUCCAUGUAAAAAAGAUUAUAAUCAAACAUCUCUUAAACCAUUUGUUGAUGUAUUUGCUCGUUUUGUUCAAGGUUUACAAACGAGUAAACAAGAUAAAGUAUUAGCUAAAAGUGGUCAGUUAUUUUUAUUAUUAUAUGUUGUACAUCAUGACCUGUUUAUUUUAGAUCUUAAUACAAUGUUAUCAGGUGAAAUUUAA